Danio rerio (zebrafish) is the source of this 2479-nucleotide messenger RNA. It is a transcript of the gene tubg1, whose product is annotated as tubulin, gamma 1. Gene Ontology annotation, molecular function: GTP binding. Lineage: Eukaryota; Metazoa; Chordata; Actinopteri; Cypriniformes; Danionidae. Gene Ontology annotation, biological process: microtubule-based process; microtubule nucleation; cytoplasmic microtubule organization. Gene Ontology annotation, cellular component: microtubule organizing center; microtubule; gamma-tubulin complex. The record is from RefSeq and is marked validated.
GCGCAGUGGGCGUCCGAUAGGCCGUUGCUGUUGGAGCGGGAACACGCAUAGUGGUUGACUGACAGCAGAACGUCUCUCACAUUUACUGAUCGUACAGCUGAAAUAACAGCAGGACGGGAUGCCUCGAGAAAUCAUCACCCUGCAGCUCGGACAGUGCGGGAACCAGAUUGGUUUUGAGUUUUGGAAGCAGUUGUGUGCUGAGCAUGGCAUCAGUCCAGAGGGCAUCGUAGAGGAGUUUGCCACUGAAGGCACUGACCGGAAAGAUGUCUUCUUCUAUCAGGCAGAUGAUGAGCACUAUAUUCCUCGUGCUGUGCUGCUUGACCUGGAGCCCAGAGUCAUCCACACCAUCCUGAACUCCCCUUAUGCCAACCUGUACAACCCGGAGAACAUCUACCUGUCUGAGCACGGCGGAGGAGCUGGAAACAACUGGGCCAGUGGCUUCUCUCAGGGAGAGAAAAUCCACGAGGACAUCUUUGACAUUAUCGACCGAGAGGCAGAUGGCAGUGACAGUCUGGAGGGGUUUGUGCUUUGCCACUCUAUUGCCGGAGGCACAGGAUCAGGUCUGGGAUCUUACCUACUUGAACGACUGAAUGACAGGUAUCCUAAAAAACUGGUUCAGACCUAUUCGGUCUUUCCUAACCAGGAUGAGAUGAGUGAUGUUGUCGUACAGCCAUAUAAUUCUCUUCUGACGCUAAAGAGACUGACCCAGAAUGCAGACUGUGUGGUUGUGCUGGACAACACGGCUUUGAACCGAAUCGCCACAGACCGACUGCACAUUCAAAACCCUUCAUUCUCUCAGAUCAACCAACUGGUGUCCACCAUAAUGUCAGCAAGCACAACAACCCUCCGUUACCCUGGAUACAUGAACAAUGACCUGAUUGGACUGAUUGCAUCCCUCAUCCCCACUCCUCGCCUCCACUUCCUCAUGACUGGAUACACACCGCUGACCACCGAUCAGUCUGUGGCAAGCGUGAGGAAGACUACAGUUCUGGAUGUGAUGAGGAGGCUCCUGCAGCCUAAAAAUGUCAUGGUGUCCACAGGCCGAGACCGUCAGACCAACCACUGCUACAUCGCCAUCCUCAACAUCAUCCAGGGAGAGGUGGACCCCACACAGGUCCAUAAGAGUCUCCAGAGAAUCAGGGAGAGGAAGUUGGCUAAUUUCAUCCCAUGGGGUCCUGCUAGUAUCCAGGUUGCACUGUCCCGCAGAUCUCCCUACCUGCCCUCAGCUCACCGCGUCAGUGGACUUAUGAUGGCCAAUCACACCAGCAUCUCUUCAUUGUUUGAGCGCACGUGUCGUCAGUAUGAUAAGCUGAGGAAGAGGGAGGCCUUCCUCGAGCAGUUCAGGAAGGAGGACAUAUUCAAGGACAACUUUGAUGAGCUGGAUAACUCUCGAGAAGUGGUUCAGCAGCUGGUGGACGAGUACAGCGCCGCCACACGUCCCGACUACAUCUCCUGGGGCACACAAGAGCAGUGAAACCUCUUUCACAACUCCGAAACUCAUCCUGUAAAAUAUGCACACCAACUCCAGUAGAACAGAAUAACAGUAGUGGAAAAAAGGCUCUGAUCUAAAUCUUUCAUGGCUCAUCAGUCACACUGUACCUCCAGAGCCUCACUCGUGUGUAUGUGUAUAAACAAGUGAUUUGUCAUAUUUACAAGACUAUAGAAGAGUUCUUCAUGACCUGGUGCCUCUAUCCUGAGCUAUAACUUUCACUUUUGUCUCAGUUUCUCUCUCUCUCUCUCUCUCUCUCUCUCAUGGAUUUCCUGCGUUUCUUUUGAUCAGAGAAUUUAUGGCUCCGUCUUAAUCUAUUUUUGUACUGCACUUUGCACUCUUCAGCACGAAAUCUACAUCAAUCGACGUCAAGGUGGCCUGUGCACAAACUUCUCUGACCACACACACACACACACACACACACUGGACGUCUGCACCGAUAAGACUGGGUGGUCUCAGAAUGAAUGUAACCGUAGGAGGGAGUGUGAAAGAUUAAGCCUCUUAGAAAAGAUCAGACUUCUGAAUGCUCCGUCAAACUCCCUCACAUUCACACUUGCAUGCUUUUAGACAAAAGGCGCUGGCUUUCAGGGGAUAAGACUAUGAUUGUGCGAUUGAAGCCGCUUUUUCUCUUGGUCUCGUAGUCAUGGAUUUUUCUAGAAGGUUAUCUUAAGAGUUUUGAGAGGCGAUCAGUGAAGUCAAGUGUUAUGCUGUACCUCAAGCCAUCCAAUCGGUGAUGUUUUUUCUCUAGUCUAUAGAAUCAAUGAUGUUACAGUACCUCAACGUCUGGCAGACUCAGUCAUACAGCACAGUCCCAACACAUCGCCUUCAUCUACUUCUGCUCCAGAAGCUGAACCUUCACGUGCCAGAUGACUUUCCCUCUGUUUUGUCUCUCUCUCUCUUCAGUUGCCACAUUGUUAUUAUUAAGGUUAUACUCUGUAUAUAGUUUGCUGUCGGAUUUGAUGCAUUUACUGAAUAAAUGUUUUUGUACAA